Messenger RNA from Corvus hawaiiensis (hawaiian crow), 5368 nucleotides. It is a transcript of the gene MBNL1, whose product is annotated as muscleblind like splicing regulator 1. The transcript is spliced from 11 exons. The record is from RefSeq and is a predicted model, not a curated record. Gene Ontology annotation, molecular function: metal ion binding. NCBI's taxonomy places the organism in Eukaryota, Metazoa, Chordata, Aves, Passeriformes, Corvidae. The coding region runs from base 849 to 2048 and encodes 399 amino acids.
GGGGAGGAUGAGGGAGGGCGGCCCCGGGGGAGGGCAGCCCGCCGCGCCGCCGCCCCGCUCCGCGCCUUCCCCUCGCUCCCGCGGUGCCCGGAGCGCGGAGGCCGCACCGGGACUAGGUUGGUACUAAGAAGUGCCUUUCCUGACGUCGCUGCUGCUUGGGACCGCUUCUAGAGCAGCCGCUGCUUUUGCCUUGCUUGCUGCCAGCUAGACUGCGACGACAGCGCUCCGCCGCUGCCAGCCCCGCGCCCGCCGGGAGGAGGGUCCGGCGCUGCUCCCCCGCCGCCGCUGCACUGUGCACUAAAGUGUGCCCCGAAGGUCAGAGCUCUGCUGCCCGAAAGCCAAGGAGAGGAGGAGAAAAACCCCAGCCCAAACCCAGUGUCGGUCGUUGCUCUAAACUGCUGCAUCUGUCUAUGCCAAACUAAUCGAUCCCGAUUGCACCGCAGAGCCCGCUGCGAACCCGCUGCCUGGAGGCACCUGCCAGCCGCCGUCCCCGGGAGCAGCUCGGGAAGCGCUGCCAGAGCCCGCCACGUUCCCAUGCUUGCAGCGGCCGCACUCAGGACGGGAUGCUGAGCACGCGGGGCUAGUCCCGGCCACUCUCCCGCAGGCGCACCUGGCUGGCGGUCCUGGCCUUCCCCCGAGCCCCGGUAACAGUGCCACGCUCUGAACUCUGGUGACACAGCUCUUCCUCGAGAUUGCAGCCACCCCGUUUUACACGUACUUAUUUUAAAAUAGGGAGCGGGGGGAAAAAAGUGUUCUGGAGGUGGCACUUUCAUCAUUUCCAGUUUAUCAGUUCAGCUACUCGUUUGCCCAUUUUUAUUGGAAAUUUUAACUACCUGUAAAAUCUAAAGAUGGCUGUUAGCGUCACACCGAUCCGGGACACAAAAUGGCUAACGCUGGAAGUGUGUAGGGAGUUCCAAAGGGGGACUUGCUCGCGACCAGACACGGAAUGUAAAUUUGCACACCCAUCGAAAAGCUGCCAAGUUGAAAACGGACGCGUAAUCGCCUGCUUUGACUCAUUGAAAGGUCGAUGUUCAAGGGAAAACUGCAAAUAUCUUCACCCACCACCCCACUUAAAAACGCAGCUGGAGAUCAAUGGCCGCAAUAACCUGAUUCAGCAGAAGAACAUGGCCAUGCUGGCCCAGCAGAUGCAGCUCGCCAAUGCCAUGAUGCCCGGAGCCCCGCUGCAGCCCGUGCCAAUGUUUUCUGUUGCACCGAGCUUAGCCACCAACGCGUCAGCCGCCUUCAACCCCUACCUGGGGCCCGUCUCUCCAGGCCUGGUCCCCGCUGAGAUCCUGCCCACGGCCCCGAUGCUGGUGACAGGAAACCCCGGGGUCCCAGUUCCUGCCGCUGCCGCCGCUGCUGCCCAGAAGCUGAUGAGGACAGACAGGCUGGAGGUAUGUCGAGAGUACCAGCGCGGGAACUGCAACAGGGGAGAGAACGACUGCCGGUUCGCUCACCCCGCCGACAGCGCCAUGAUCGACACCAACGACAACACAGUCACCGUCUGCAUGGAUUACAUCAAAGGGAGAUGCUCCCGGGAAAAGUGCAAAUAUUUUCACCCUCCUGCACACCUGCAAGCCAAGAUCAAGGCUGCCCAGUACCAGGUUAACCAAGCUGCAGCUGCCCAAGCAGCAGCGACUGCAGCUGCCAUGACUCAGUCGGCUGUCAAAUCACUGAAGCGACCCCUCGAGGCAACCUUUGACCUGGGAAUUCCUCAAGCUGUACUUCCCCCCUUACCAAAGAGGCCUGCGCUUGAAAAAACCAAUGGUGCCACCGCAGUCUUUAACACUGGUAUCUUCCAAUACCAGCAAGCUCUUGCCAACAUGCAGUUACAGCAGCAUACAGCCUUUCUCCCACCAGGCUCAAUAUUGUGCAUGACACCCGCUACAAGUGUUGUUCCCAUGGUGCACGGUGCUACGCCAGCCACUGUGUCUGCAGCAACAACAUCUGCCACAAGUGUUCCCUUCGCUGCAACAGCCACAGCCAACCAGAUACCCAUAAUAUCUGCCGAACAUCUGACUAGCCACAAGUAUGUUACACAGAUGUAGACAUUUGGUCAUCAAACAAUGGGAUCCGAGGCGAAGAGGCCGGAUUUGGGUGGGAAGAGGCCGAGCUCAUUAGCCAUAGUGUAUGUAAAUACUGUCCAGCAGCACUGGGAACCCCUCAGCAGUGACAUCACACAUUGCAUGUUAACGAGAUGAAGCGAGACCGUGGGACUCCACUGCACACUGUUGCCUAUAUACUUUGUACAUUGAAUUGAUAUUUGUGCUGAGGUGAUCUUAUUGUCUAAACCUGCAGCAUCGUCCGCCUUUCCCGGCACGCAGUGCCCGGGGGAAGAUGCAUCCGGGGCCUGCUCCCCACAAUCACGGACGUCACCCCGGAAAGGCCGACGAUGCUGUAACCAGAAAUCUAUUAUGUAUUGGUACGUCUGUAGACCAAGAUAUAAUUUUUUAAAGUAAGUUUAUUUCUUUCAAGGUUUACAAAUAACAAAGGUGCACCUUGUAUUUAAAAUUGCCAUUAUAGAUGAGAGCGUGCAUGCACAGUAAUUUUUUGUUUAAGAGUAAUAUUUUUAAUGUAAUAGAUUGUAAGAAAUGAGAAGAGAGGAAUCUGACAGAGAUGAAUGUGCCAAGCAAAACCACAACUGUGUAUAUUUUAAAGCACAUCAAUGGCUUUAAGUACCAUGUUGUUAUGGAUUCUCAUGAAGUGCCAUAGACUGUACAUCCAUCAGAGUAUUAUUUCCACAGUGUUAUUUUCAGAACCACGUUUUCACUGACUUGAUGAGUACUGAUCAGUCAAAGGGCACCAUUCUGUUUCAAACCAAAGCUGUCUCAGAAAUGGCCAAUUGCUCCUCACAGCCAGUGGGCAGCACCAGAGAGAUGCUCCAGCUGUGCAUAACCCUUACGGACAAUAUUGUCUAUAAACUCUCCAAGGCGUUGUAUGUCAUAUUUAUGCAUAUUUACUGUAUAACAUGAGCUGCGAAAGGGAAAAGCCAUUUCUGAGACACAGUAACAAAUGUUUGAGGAACUUCUUUUGCUCUAUUUAUAGCCUCUGUCGCAAGUCACAAGGACUAUAAAUGUUUUGCAGAGAUGGGUUUCACUUUAAUUCAUCAAGUCCCGCGUCCGCGGCGACUCUAAACAAAGACGCAGAAGCACUGACAGCAGAUGCGUGACAAACCAAAAUAGGACAAAUGAGAUGUUAAUUAGUGUAGAAAUUGGGUGGGUUAAUACUCGGGUGAGUUUUAUAUGUGAUUUUUUUGUUCAGAUUAACUGCUUAUAGCCUUAGAAAGCCUUUACAAAAUAAAAACAAACAAAUAGAUGUGCAUUCAAGUUUUAAGAAUGGAUUCAUCCAAAGGAAUUCUUUUUGUGGUUUGGAUGUUGCAGCCAGUAAAGGAUAUUUUUGCUCUGUUCAGCCAGGGGCUGCCUGGGGCCAGGCCCCGGGUGGGCAGGGGAGGGAGAGGCGCGGGUUCGGUUGUAGAACUCGCCAUACUCCGAGUUUACUGCGAGUUUUUAUGCUUGAGAGAGAUGCUUUAUAGAUAAGAAUGAUGUGUUGAUUUUCCUGAUUGUACUGUACAUCUAUUAAAGCCUUAGAUUAUUACAUUACGGGUUAAAACCCAUACCAAUGUAAUUUCAAUCGUGUUAAGAAAGUAUAGGUGACUUCACAUGUAAUUGUAGUGACUUACCAUAGAGAAUUUACUUAUUUUUUUCGUGUUAAAAGUUUAGUUUUUAUUUCUUACAUUUAUUAGCUCAUUUUCAUUUUCUAUUACCAGUUGAUACCAUUUCAGUUUAUAGAAUUUUGUUUUAUUAGAGUUUACUGAUGACUUUUUCAAAAUACAAAAAAAAAAAAAAGUAGUUUUCUUCAUAACAUACUCAGUUUGGAAUCUACAUGUAGUGUCUUAUGAGUAUUCGUAUUAUUGUUAACUAAAUGAUUUCUAUUUUACUGAUCUAAUAUGACAAUGUAAGAAUGUCAGUCAUUGUUAGUUCUUGUCUAGUUUUCAUUAAAGAACAAAGAUCUUUUAUAUGGAUAUCUUAUAAUUAUAUAAUCAUUGCUAAGUAAGAAGUUAAGUUGUUGCUAUGGCAACAAUCCUGGCAGACAAUUGAGUAAUAUUUUGAUGAUUUAUUUUGUUUGUAAUUAGUUAUGAGAAAAAAAAAUCUAGUUCCUAGAUAUUAGAAUAAAAUUUAUUUUCUACUGUAUCCAUUUCAAAUGUUAAAAUAUUGUUUAAAUAUUUUUUGAAAUCCCUGAAUAUCAGGCCUUGUUAUAAAUAAGCUGCAUAAUCAAUAGAUCAAGGGACUUUUUGUUGAUAAUCCAAAUACUCAAAGUUUACGUAACAAGAAUUCUAGUGUGUGUGUGCAAACUCUUGAGGGUUGAUUAUGCUGCAGUUGGGACGUCGAGAGCGAAGGUUGACUUUUUGCACUUCUGUAUAUAGUCAAAAAAGAGAGAAACCUGUAUAAUAGUAAGAUCUUAUUUUGAAUAAAAAUGUCUAUAAUUACAAGGAGUUUUGUUAAGGCUAAAUAAAAUGACAGGCUGAACAAAAUUGCUUGCAAAAGUGGCACAGAGUUAGCACUCCAUCCCCCUUCCAAAAAGUUGCUUUGCUUUAUGUGGACAGCUUGUAGUUUGCCAGGAUUUUUUCAGCUGGAAAGAUCUGCCAUCCUUCCAAGAUCUCAUGACUGACAGAAGCUCCACUGGGUCAAAUCUGCCUGAAAAUCAUUAUGAAAAAAAAAAUAAAAAAAAUAAUAAAAAAAAUAAAAAAAAAGCAGGUACUUCAGCCCAUCCAGGGAACCAUGGCUCAGAUAUUCCGUACAUUAUUCAAAAUCUACUGCAUGUUUAAAGUAUCAAAAUAUAUUAAAGAUAUAUGCUAUUCAAACCAGUUUCUGACAAUUUCAGUGGUUUCUUGUUCACAAAAAAAGAUUCUUCAAAACAAAUACUGACAUUCACAGAGUUCAACCAUGGACAGGCAAACGGAACAGCACCCGUAGCUGUAGGGUAGGGGAUUAUUUUCUCGCUGUAGUGGUCCUGUUCUUUUAGCAGGUGAAAAACAACCUGGGAGAUCUUCCCUUUCCAUGGAAAGCGUUGCAGGAGCGUGGUCAGCCUGUGUAUGCCAAAGCUGGGAGCAGGCGGGGGGCCGGGCUGCCCGGUCUCGGAGCUCACACUAAUCAGUAAUUAACGAGUUGCACUCGUGCAGCCCCCGGUUCAUCUGCUGGAAGGACGGGCGCGCUUGGGUUUGCUCUUACGUAACCACAGACUUACUUUCGCUUGUAGUUGCUCCAGUUACGUACUCUGUCCUGGGCUGCAAUUUGGGUUUAUGCUUAUUUUAUUAUUACUGCUAUAGUUGACCUUGCUGUAUGGAAAAAAUAAAGUGAAAUUGCCCUAA